This is a messenger RNA of Misgurnus anguillicaudatus (oriental weatherfish), 1020 nucleotides long. The record is from RefSeq and is a predicted model, not a curated record. NCBI's taxonomy places the organism in Eukaryota, Metazoa, Chordata, Actinopteri, Cypriniformes, Cobitidae.
AGGUUUUGCCGAUUCGACCACGGAUGAAGUUCCACGAACCGAGUGAUGAUCAGAUCAUAGACCUGACCAACGAACACGAGGAGGAAGUGAUAGAACUUUCAGAUCCCUUGUGGGAGGAGGGGUUCAACGGCGACGCAGCAGAGGUCCUACCGCGAUACGAAAACUGUCUUGGGUGUAACGAUUGUGAGCCCGGCUGUAGCACCUCGCAGCAGAACGGUUGGGAUCGGACAUCUUGGGCUAGCGAGCAUAGCGCGAAUGCUGAUGAUGAGGCGGACUGGUCCAGGUCGCAGAUAAAAGCUUGGGAUCAAGCUUCCUGGUCCGGCGACAACGGAUUACCAUCGAGUGGUCAACAGACACCGAACAGUAUCCAACCUUCCGUUGACGAAAAUAACGCAUGGGAUCAAGCCUCCUGGUCCAGCUACAACGGAUUACCGGCUAGUGGUCAACAGACACCGAACAGUAUCCAGCCUUCUGUUGACGAAAAUAACGAUGAAAGCUUAGAACAGGUUGAAAAUCCUCAACUGUUUCAUGAAUUUGACAACAGAAUACUGGCUCGAAUUGAAGAGUUUAAUAACCAGCUUCAUAGCAGAUUAGACACUUUCGACCACCAACUACGGGAGUUAGACAAUCGUGUACGACAGAUUUAUGGGCAGCUUGAUACUCAUGACACCGGGCUAGAUAGACAGCGUGCAACCAUAGAGGAAAUAGCUCAUGAUUUACGGCACCAAAUUCAGACUGCAGAGAAUUCAUUCAGGCGUUUGCACGACUUAACAUUCGAGCAGAUGAGAGAAAGACGGCUAAUGUUUGAAGCCGUUUAAGCUAUGGUUUUCCCAAUAUUUUAUCCAUAGUACAAUUUUUAUAUGAUAUACAUACCAUUUUCACUCUUUUCUAUAUCCAAUGCUAUUUUUACACAUGUUUAGCUAUUUUUAUCUUCCUCCUGUUUAAGAAAUAAGCAUUAAUCUACCUCAGGUUUUACCAUUUAUUUUGUUUUCAUCUACCUCAUGUUUUACCAUUUAUUUU